ACCAAUUGCAUCUGAUAUCCAUAAAGAAUUAUCGAGAUGGUACGAUAUAGUAGUUAAUAAUGCAGCAAAAAAUAAAAAUGAAUUGGCAAUAUUAAAAGCGUUCCAGUCUGCAGAUGCAAUUAUUCCAACGUUGUCAACCAAAUUGACAAAUUUUCCUAAAGAUAAACUUACUAGUAAACUGCUUAACUUUAAAAACCUUUCGGAGCCAAUUAAUCCUUUAUCUGCAGAAUUGCGAAACAUUUCUGGGUCUAGAAAAUUGAAUUCUCAAUCGAUUCCCGAUUGCCAUUAUAACCUUUCCACGGCAUCACUAUCGAAAAAAGCUCGAACAUUUGAUUUUGGUGGCUAA
Molecule: messenger RNA, 346 nt
Organism: Racocetra persica
Lineage: Eukaryota; Fungi; Glomeromycota; Glomeromycetes; Diversisporales; Gigasporaceae
Source: the annotation of a GenBank genome assembly